CUGUUCAACUUCCAGCCGCAUUGCAUAAAUAUAAUUUGUGUUUAACUUUUAUUAAAAACGAGUAAAAUGUCUUUUAAUAUAAUGCAAAAGUUAACCCUGCAAUAUCUAAAAGCAGACCAACCACUUAUAACAACAAUACGUAAUGCGAGCAAGAAAACUGGUGGAAGUACGCGGAACAAGAAGGGUCACCCAAGACCGAAGCACCGCGGCUGGCGUGUCCAGGAUGGCCACUUUGUAUCCCAAGGAACGAUACUAGCCACGCAGCUAACAACGCGUUUUCAUCCGGGCUUGAAUGUUGGUUUUGGACGUAAUGGCACGUUAUUUGCAAUGGAGCAUGGCAAAGUUUAUGUUACCUGCGAACAAAUCGAUCCAAAUUGGGAACACACCUGGAUUCAGCGUAACUAUGCUGGACGCGAUGGUCAGACUAUUUAUAAGAAAUUCUUCAAUGUCAUCCCCGAGAAGCAGCAUCAACGCUUUAAGUUGAUCGAAGAAGUGUAAAAGCUUUUAUUAAUAAACUUAGAGUAAUA
Messenger RNA from Scaptodrosophila lebanonensis, 527 nucleotides. RefSeq names its product 39S ribosomal protein L27, mitochondrial (gene mRpL27). Gene Ontology annotation, biological process: translation. Gene Ontology annotation, cellular component: mitochondrial large ribosomal subunit; ribosome. The transcript is spliced from 3 exons. The record is from RefSeq and is a predicted model, not a curated record. NCBI's taxonomy places the organism in Eukaryota, Metazoa, Arthropoda, Insecta, Diptera, Drosophilidae. Gene Ontology annotation, molecular function: structural constituent of ribosome. The coding region runs from base 67 to 498 and encodes 143 amino acids.